UUAUGAUUGGUCUAAAGAUUGGCAGCCACUGCUGCUUUGCAGGUCGUCUGUGGCACUGCGAAGUUUUUUAAUAUUUGAUUGUAUAAUGGCCGGCAGUUCACAGGACAAUUCCCAGUGGCUGUCUGUCACAGAAGAAACGCUUUUUCUGCACGAUGGAUUAAUUCGAGUGACAGAUCUUGUUGAACUGCCCCAUGAUGUUAGUUCUGUUAGUGAUCAUGAAGUUGUAACUUUCGAUUCAAAGAGCCCAGAAGAACUGAGUGAAAAACUAAAAACUGUCUGUGGAACGCAGAACAAUGCAUAUACGAGACUUUUAGAAUAUAGACUUAACGCCCUGAGAGGUCUUUGGAAUGCUCAACGCCAAAUUGCGAUAGAAGAACAGAAUGAGAGAAAUAUCUCGACACACGAAGAAACCAUACAACUGCUGAAAAAACAGGGGUUGUGGAAAGAACCUGAGCAAGCUUCAUUCUCAACAAGAGUUAGCCUGCUUUUGGUACUGCCCUUGCUACAGUCUCAGAGUAAAGUAGAUGCAGAACUUUGUGGGGUGACAGCACAGCUGCUGUUAAACUGCCUGCGUGACUGUGCACCUUUGUCUUUAUCAAAGGAACCAGCUGAUUGCUUAAAUGGCAUAGAGCAAUUAUUGUGUGGUUGGCUAGAAGAGGGAUCAAAGGCAGGGAAUGUGGAGGUUGCACAGAUGGAAACAGCAGCCUCAGCACUAGUUGCUUUAGCAUGUGCAAGGGGGCACCCAAAGACAUUUAUCCAUACCAUCCACUUGCUGCAGAACCUAUCUCCACUGGGCUACCUCCCUGUGGCAGACAUUCUCCAGAAGCUGCUCAGUGUGGAAGGAGGCCAGGCUCAACCCAGUGCUGUGCUAGGCAGCAAACAUAUAGUUUGUUGGGGAGUGGAGGACAUGCUGGGGACAUCUGACAAAGAUACUCAAGAGAGAGAGAAAGAUAAAGAUGCAGUAGAUCCAUCCAGAAGUAUCACCUGUGAUGGAAAGUUUCUCUACACCACCAGUUCUACUGGUAAAGGUAUUGCAAAGAUAGGAACAGGGCUCCAUGGCACUCUAAGGGGUUACAUAUAUGCACGUAACCCUGAUAUUGGUCCAGGUAUGCUAGCUUAUGGAAAUGGUCAGUUACUACACAGACCUACUUCUUAUGAUCAAGAAAAGGAAUCCAAGAACUUUGCUCAACAUAUUGACUCAUGCACUUUAUUGCCAAUAUCAGUCAUCCCAUUACCUGAGCAGUAUGAUGAUCCAUCUUUGUCUGGAGGUGUUACUACAACAGUUGGGUUUACCAGUGAUAGUAUGACCUUCUACUGGAUCUGGUGUCCAGGAAGUCUCAAUGACAAAAGCAGCAAGGGACAGAGUGUGAACUUAGAAGCAUUUAAAUAUAAUCCUGACUCAAAUGAAGUACUUCCCAUGAAGCCAAGUAGGUCCUUACAGCGUAAAGAUGAAAACACAGGGAAAAGCAUCAAUGAGACUCUGCUAUCCAGACUGAGGCCGUAUAGGUCUGCUGCCUCAGCUCACGCAACACUGGUAGCACUGACAGGGGGUGACCCACUUCCAGGGAGGAAAGAGGAACAGAAUGUAAACACAAGCAUUGGAGUUCCAGUAAAGACUCUGGUGCGCACUCCUGUGUACUGUGAUGGGACAACCGUAGUGUGGCUGAACCCGAUCCCUGGUAGUAACAACAGCAGUGCUGCCAGGUCACUGUUUGGGUCAGGAGGUGCUCUUGGGGGUCUUAGAACCCUUGCCAACAAUGUGUGUUUCAACUUGUCUGAUGGCCAGUAUAACACAAGAUCAGACUUGAUUGAUGCACCAACUUGUGCUUUAGCAAGAGGAGCCUCUGUACUUGGAUUAGGUAUUUGCUAUGAUGCCUUUAACAACAUGAUCUGGACCUUCACCAAUGACUGGGUGGACCAGUUUUACAACCCAGGCCACCAGGCUUCACAUCUGGUACUCACAAGACUGGGGAUAGACCCAAAUGACAAGAAUGAAACACCAGAAGAUAAUGCCCUAAGUUCAAAUGAUGUGAUCCGGAAACUGUUGCAGCAUGUAGGCUGCAUGUGUAUCCACCAGAUCAACAAUGAUCUGCUCCACACUCCCCUUGGAAGUUACAUACUUCAGCAAGACCACGUAGACUUGAUGUACAUGGAAAGGGUGUGUGAUAUUUUGGAAAAAGCUGUAGCAGAAGGUGACAGUGGGAUAAUACGAUGUAGCUUGAUAGUUUUUCAGCUGAUGUUUAAGCUUAACUUGUUCAAAAGGGACAGAGAGAAAGAGGUGCAGUUGGUGGAGAGGACCAGUCAGUUGGUGUGGAAAGUAUUGAUGAACAAAGAGAUGGAGGAGUCUAUACAAAAAGAGAGCUGCACUUUACUGAGUUUUGGAUUGAAAGUAUUUUACCCAACACCAGCUGACAGAAAUAAUCUUCUCUAUAACCUCCUCACUGAAGAUAAAGGCAAUGCGGGGUUAGAACACCUGAGAGAUUUGAUACUGGUGGAUUUAGCUGACCAACUUAGAAGCCAGGCAUUAGACAGUGCUGAAGUGAAAAAUGCCAGACUGACAGGAGAAUUGAUACAGCUUAUUUUGAAGUUUGCUGUGAAGGAAUCCUGUGUUCUUCUGAGACAGUGCCAGUCAAAAGAUAGAAGCAAGUUUGAUGAGAUCCUUUCUGUGGUACCUUUGGCCUCCCCCAGCCUGCAGUACUUCAUGGCCUUACAGUGUCACUUACUGAGGUCUGCUGUUCUCUACAAGACUGAAGAUGCUGAGGAAGGCAACAAGAAGGAAGAGAAGCCAAAAGAGAAAUUGGAAGAAAUUCAGGUUGCAUUGUUGAACUAUGCCUCCAUGGUGCUAGGUGGAGCAUAUGAGGUGCUGGAAGUAUUGUUAGAGACCUGUAACUCCAUCAUCAACAACAGGACUUCUGACUUAGAGUACAGACUCCAGGGUCUGGAGAGGGUGUGCAAGGCCACCAUUUUGGGUCACCUGCUCCCUGUGCUCAUCACUGCCAUGAACCACUACAACCUCCGGUGUUUGUCCAUGGCAGAUUCCCUCAUGUCUCAGCUGGUGCAGCUGGUAGUCUUGACUAGUCAGGCUGCAUUACUAAUGAAGAGCCAGGUACAGGCCAUUGGGCAGGAAGAGGACUUGGAUGUCAGCACAGACAGUGAUGGGGGAGAACUUGUACUAAUAGAACCUACAUUGAGUGCUGAGAGUUUGGAGAACAUGGAAGAGGAAGAGCAAGGCUUCCUAGCAGGACUUAAGAUCCCUGCUCCGUGGGCCACUGGUAAAACAUUGGAGUCCAUCCAUCCUGUCCGAGAUAACUACAAGUACAAGGAGACAGUGACAAUACCUGGGGCAAGGUGUCUGUACCUUAGAUUUGACCCAAGAUGCUCCUCACAGUAUGACUAUGACAAGCUGGUUUUGUAUGCAGGACCAACUACAAACUCUCGUAAAGUGUCUGAGUAUGGAGGAAACACAAUGGGCUAUGGAAGCAGGAGUGUUCUGGGGGCAGGCUGGCCAAAAGACUUGGUCAAGGUUGAUGGUGAUACAGUUACAUUGUCAUUUGAGAUGAGGAGUGGCAGAGAACACAAUACUCCGGACAAAGCUAUGUGGGGUUUCAUGGUCACUGUCAGGGCUCAGGAAUCUACAGAAGAAGUAUCCAGUGGCCUCCCAUUUCUAGCUGACCUUGCCUUGGGGCUCAGUGUACUGGGCUGUACCAUGCUGCACUUACUUUAUCAAGGCCCAGAGAAAACCAAAGAUGAAACAGCUUGUGAACAUUUGCUCAAAUCAAAGCUGCUACAGAGAUGUGUAUGGAGGCAGGAGGGUCCUAGCAGCCCAAUAAAAAGGCGUUUCCUUCCCUGUGACACCAGUAUUGCUAUACCAGAAGGAAUAGAACUGGACAUAAAUGAACAACAGAAGCCAAGCAGUACCGUGUACACUUUGGCCAGAAUCAAAUUACCUGCUGAUAUUGUGACAAGACUGAGAGAGUUGUCUGGAAAAUCACCCCCGCAUAUAAGACCAAGCAUCAGACAAGUGUUACAGCCAGAAGUGUUGGAGGAGGCUAUAUUAUCUGCCACAGUGAAACAUUUGGGACUUGAGAAUACCAUUCACCAGCUGGUUACACUGCAAGAACAGCAGAAUGAUGAGUACUGGCUGCUGCAGGAUAUCAUGUCAGAACUUUUUAAGAAAAUUGACUCACUGGCAAGGCAGCUCCAGAGUGUGUCAGAAUUGGAACAGAAGUGGGAAAUGGAAGUAGAAGAAAUCAGGCAAGGUCUGCAAAAACCUGAAGCUGCUUUCUUUGCAGAUUAUUAUCUUGUGGAGAGCAAAACAAAAGAAUUAGCCAUGCUAUGUUACAUUAAGGACAUACAGUUUGAUGGGACAAAUGCUGAAGCAGCUGUUAAUGCCCUUAGGGAAAAACUAGAAGCUAGUGUUGCCAGUGACAAAAGUGAAGAGGCUCAGGAAAAGAUGCCCAAGACCAAAGCACUUGUGGCAGGGUUGUUAGAGAGGUUAAGCCUUCUACUACAAGUGAAUAUCCCUCCUGACCCCAAAAAGCCAGCAUUACUGAGGAAUCUUUCUCUUGUACCUGAGACCAGCUCUCCUCAGAUGGUAAAUGCCAUGAUAAGAUCAGACACAGACAUUGUCAAGACCAGCCCUCCCUAUGGCAGGUCCCACUCUGCUCCUUCAGAAGUAUUGGAUGACAGUGUUAUUGAGAUUGUUAAGUUGCAAAGGAAGAGGCAUGCUCACAAGAAAACUGCCAGCAUUCUACAGGACUUAGUAGAGGAUGACAGCAAGGAUAAACCACCUUAUGUUGUGUUAAUUGACCUUCUCUUUUCCUUCAUGGGUAGCAAUCCUGAACAGGCUGUUUCUUGUGAAAGCUUCUUAGCAGCAGCCAAGGUGAGGUGGAAGAGAGGUCAGACACGCAGGCAAGCUUUAGUUCACAUGAGGGAGUUGCUGACUGCAGCUUCCAGAGUAGGGGGUGCUACACAUUUGGUGGCUGCUGUGACUUCUGUCUUGCAACAUGGACCCAGGAUAUCUGAACUGACAUGUGGAGGCAUGGUGAAUCAAGUACGUGAUGCCUUUGCAGAGACUAUGACAGCUGUGGUUCAGCUGGCAGCCAGAUAUCCCAUUGCAUGCUGUAACAGCAUUGGACUACUCUGUAUCAUUCCAUAUACAAGGGCUGAGGAGAAGUGUUUGGUGCGCUGUGGUUUGGUUCAUCUUUUAGAUAAGUUGUGUAGUCUAAGUAACUGCCGUGGUGACACCUCCAGCACAGACAGUCAGUCCACCAGACAGAAGGUGUCUGCCAUGGCCUGGGCAGGGUUCCAAGUGCUGGCUAAUAGAUGUGUCAUGUGGGAGCAGGAAGAAGGCAUGUAUCCUGAUGAACUAGAGCAUUCAGGGCUGGCAAGGCAGGUAUCUGUGCUGCUCACUAACCACCUGGCUAGAGCCACAGAGGGCAGUGGAAAUGAAGCAGCAGGGAAUGAGGCUCUGCAAGAGGUUCUUAGUCUCUUAAACAAUCUGUCCAGAAGCAGAAUGGGCAGGGCCAUCCUCAGUCAGCCAGCUUGUGUGUCCAAACUGCUGUCUUUAUUACUGGAUCAAAGACCAUCUCCCAAACUGGUUCUAAUCAUCCUGCAGCUGUGCAGAGUGGCCCUCCCCUUGAUGAGUGCAGAUGACUGUGAAAAUGUAGAACUCUCCACUUGGGGAAGAAACCUGCCUGCAGCUUUAGUUGAUGAUGAUGAUGCUUCAUCUAUCAAAAUAACCAGUUUAUUAUUAGCCAAACUUGGAGAUUUUAUUGUACCAGGAGGUAAUGUGACCACAUUCAGCCACCAGCCCUCUCUGGAUGGCUCUGGAGCAAGAGGUGCAUCUGGCCAUGACAGGGACAAGAGAGAUGAUGCUGACAUGCAGGAUGGAAGACUGUCCGUAUUUGUGCACAAAAGAGAUGAUCAGUCUUCUCAUGAGGUCAUUCAGCCACUACUUAGCUCUGAUAGUAGACCUUUCCGACUUGGAGGUGGUGCCAAUAUGGAAAGAGUUGUCAAGAUGGACAGAGAAAUGUCAAGGACUGGUAAAGCUGAGAUCACAACAGAGGAGGCCAGUUCAGCCCUGAGGAAGGCUGCUAAAUGGGCUCAGAUGGGUCUGAUAGUCAGCACAGGACCUCCUGUGGACAGCCAAGCCCCAGAGACCGCUGCUGUGGACAAGAAAAAACAGGCUUUUGAAGUCACUUGUAAAGAAAAGAAUUCAGAAUUAGCCAGAACUGAUCCAGUGAGGCCAUUCAUCAGUGGACAAGUUGCCAACAGUAUGGCAGCAGAAGUGAUAGCUCUGUUACACUGUCUUCUCACAGCCCCAGAGACUCACACUGCUCAAGUUUGGGCAACAGCUGUCAGAAAGGUGCUGACCAAUGCCUUGGAAUACCUGCCCAGCCUGAUCAACUCUGUGGAGAACAUAGGCUCUCCCAGGUUUAACCAGCAUGAGAUCAUGGACAUGGCCAAACAGGCCAAUGCAGCUCUGGCAGCACUCGGAGGGUUCACAGAGACCAUUAAGCCAGGAUGUGAAGUAGAGAUUACUGGAGCAGGAAUAGAGCACUGUACAGGGACAGUAUUGAGUGUGUCAGAGGAGACCGGCCUGGCAGCUGUGACUAUGGCUCCCCUUCCAUCUGAGGACUCCGACAACCCAGCAAGAUAUGGGGACACAGUUUCUGUACCUGUUCGAAGAUUAAAGCCACCUAGAAAUGAGCCACUCCCAUUACACCAGCUGUCUAUGACUGAUGCCAUAGUGGCUGCUGUGCAGUGCUUGCUGCUGCCCCAGAACACCUCCAGCUCCCCUCUCUCUCAGGCACUGCCAAUGCAUGGAGAUGGCAACAGCCUGGCUAACCAGUCUUGUAGGGUUGUGGCAGAAAUAAGAACACGAGCUUGUAUGGUGUUAGCCAACUAUCUGAGGGACAUCACAUUCACUAGCUCUUUCAUCCAGCACUCCAGUGCUGCCAUAGAUAUCCUGAAGUCCCUGUCUAAGGACUGUGGCAGUGGUGACAGGAAACAGGUCAUUGAGAGUCAGUGUGACAGGCUCAGAAUGCUCUAUAGAGACUGUGCAAAGCCACCACUACCUCCUAACAAGGCAGAGGUUAAAAAUAACAAGGAGAUCACAUGGGACACAUCCAGGUCGUUCCCAACAGUGAGGUCCUGUAUGUUCACUCAAGGCCAGACCACCGUUAACUUCCUGGGAGACCCAAGUGCUGGCAGUGGGCUGCCUAGAGGAGUCUUUAUUUAUGCCAACCAACCAGUGCCGUAUCUGGCACCUUCUUUCUAUUGGGAAAUAGAGAUAUGCUGUGUAGGUGAUCCACAAGAAGAGAGUGGGCCAACUAUUUCUUUUGGGUUUGCUCCAGCUGCUGAGAAGAAAGAUGGGGCUUGGACUAAUCCUGUUGGCACCUGCCUAUUUCACAACAAUGGAAGAGCAGUGCAUUACAAUGGCUCUAGCUUGCUACAGUGGAAAAGUGUACGCCUGGAUGUAACAUUGAAUGCGGCAGAUGUGGCAGGCUGUGGCUGGGAGAGGACAGAAGAGUCAGCACCAUUACCAGGGCAACAGGUCAAGGGUCAAGUAUUCUUUACUUUUAAUGGAAGACGUCUGCCUGCCACAAUGGAUGAUGUCUCGAGUGGAAUGUGGCCUGUUGUACACAUACAAAAACGGAACACCAAGAUUAAAGCCAACUUUGGAGCAAAACCAUUUGCUUAUGCUGAGGGUCGAGAACACAGAGAUGCUGCAGAUGAGUGUUCUGACAUUAGCCGUGAGAUACAGGAGAUGUUUGAGGUCCUUCCUUUCCAUAUAACAUCAGAUAGUGACAGCGAAACCCAGACCACUACAGGCACUGCCACUCCUGACUCCAGUGCAGAGGUGGGUUCUCCUCCAGGUCCUCCUUGUAGGCUUGGGGCAGCACCCAAGGCAUCAAGAGAAUAUAACACGGAGAGCUCUUUGAACUUCAAGCUGUUGCCAAGCUAUGAUAACUUCACCUUUACCGGGCCUGACUCUAGGACCCAGCAGGCUAACCAUGAUGAUGAGUCUGAUAUAGAGGACAGCCAGGAUGACCAGUCUACAGAGGACCACUAUGCCUUGCUGGUCAAAGCCUGGGAGCAGAAAGUGUUCCCUACCAUCAGGAGAAGGUUUAGGAAUGAGGCGGAGAGGAAAGAUGGCUUAGAACAAAUAAAAGGGGCUUUACAGCUUGGAAUGACGGACAUAGCAAGACAGACAGUGGAGUUCCUCUAUGAAGAGAAUGGAGGUAUGCCACGAGAUCUACACUUGCCUACCAUAGAUGACAUAAAGGAAGAGCUUGCCAAGUUCUCCAUAGAAAGAGUUCAUAGAGGCACAACUGUGGUGAUAAAGAAACCUGAAGAUGGUUUAUCAGGACAGAUAUUACCCAAGUGGGCCAUACGGGGUAUGCUGAAGACACUGGGGCUAACUGGAGUGGUUCUGGAUGUGGAUCAGCCCAAUGAAUUGGUGCAAGUGGAGACCUAUUUAAGGAGUGAGGGUGUCCUGGUCAGGUUCUGGUACCCUCUGUCCAUACUGGAGAGACCUCCACAGGGGUUUAGGAAGACCAGCAUUGUGGGACAACAACCUCUGGAUACAUCUAAUAUACUCAUACACAGAGAACUCUUGAGAGUGGAAGCUCAGCUCACCAGAGCCUACUGCCGUGCUGCACUACUGGAACUGAUAAACCAGUGUAACAGCACAGCCAUGGAGGCACUGUCCUGCACUACCAGUCUAUCAGGCAUGGCAGCCAGUGCAGCUGUGUUACAGGAACUGGACGUGGAGAACCUACAGCUGCUGUCUAAUGAACUGCUCUCACCCCCUCAGGCACAUGGCUGUAUUGUGGCCACCUCCCUGCUGACCUCCACCUCCCCUAGGCAGUGCCUGUCAGCUAACACAUGUGCUCUGUCAGAUGUAUUCUACCAUAAUCCAAUGAAGCUGAAGGAAGAACUGAAGAUUGCCAUAUCCAGAGCAGCAAGCCAAGGGGAAGACUACCUGAUAGAAUUGACUAAUCAGUUGUGUGUUUGUUUACAGAUCUCUCCAGAGAUGUUUCCAGUGGAAGAGUUUUUGGUGACAGAGGUGAAGACAAGCACAGAUGUCUACUUUCCAGGUGCCUCGUUCUUGGUCAUAUCAUGCAAGAGAGAUCCAAAAGUCUCUAAGAAAGAGAGUUCUCCCUACAAGUCACCAUGGGCCAGAAUCUUCACAUACACUGGACACCGCAUCAAGAAGAAUGGACAGUCCAUCAAGCAGGAGGUGAUCUCCUACCCUAGGGACACCACCUCCACCAGUAACACCAAUGACCAGUAUGCUCCAGUCAUUAUCUCUGCAGACAGGGUCCAUGUUAGAGUGGGUGUGUCUCCUCCCCCUGGCGUCAUCCUCACCAUCCAUGCACUCCCACCACAGUUCCCACUGUCCAUGGCCUACAUGGAGACCCUACUGUCACAGAGGAAGACUGGAGGAGGCGGAGGAUCCACUUCGAGAGGAGAAGUCAAAGACACCAGUAAAGAGACUGAUGGUAGUCUCUCUAAGUGGAAUUUUGAGGAAGUUAGCAUCACACCGUGUGCUUUGCAAAAUGUUAUAGAACUUCUGGGGAGUUACUUGCUGAGGACUGACAUCCCAGCUGUGAUCAAAGAGAGCAUUUUCCACAUCCUGGCCCAGGCCUUAAGGGUGUGGAGACAGAGCCAUGAAGAAGAGGUAGAACCCAUAUUGUUUCCAGUCAAGACAAACCUUAGUGGAUCCCUGGGGGCUUUGUUACAGCUCCAGACUGAACUCAAGAAAGUGUAUGAGGAGGAGAGUGCCUCCUUCCCUACUGGUACCACAGCCAGUGGUGCAGGCAUGGGGUUAGGGAUUGGGGACCAAGGCAGAUUCACCACAUAUUUCCAGGCUCUUCUUGAAGCUUGCUUGGCCAUAGCAGAGGUCAGUUCUCCCACAGUUGGGCCACUUGAUCCUGCGGCUAGUAAAAGCCUGACUUCACCUCCAAGUAAGGCCAAGUCAGCUGCUCCUCCAAGUCCAAUGUCUAGCAGUAAGAGGAAGAAGCUGAAAGCUAAACGUGACAGGGACAGAGAAAGAGCAGGAGCCCGUUUUGCAAGCAGCCCUAGGACGAGUGAGAGUGACAGUGGUUUACCUCUUUCUCCUGCUGCUAGUGAAACUCCGAGCUCCAGCGAGACCUCUGUGAGCCCAGCCUCAAGUAGCACAAGUGUGGGUACUACCACCAGCACUAGCAACAGUAGUAUGAAUAAACCAGAGGAUAUGCUUUGGUUCCACAGAGCUCUCACCAUGUCACAGAUCCUUAGACACCUUACAAGUGGAGAAAAGCAGGGAGAGGUGGUCACAAGUGAUGCUGUGGCUGAUGCCUUCAAUACUCUCAUCAAUCCAUCAGCUCACUCUCGACUCAUGGUUAUAGCUGGUAUACCUUCCAGUCUGGACACGGGCCUAGCUUUCCAAACAAUUCUCAAAAUCUGCAAUGUGAAUGGUGGGCUGUUCAAGAAUGAGAUAUUAUUACCAGUUAAAGAGAUCCUGAUAAACCAGGAAACAGAGGAUGGAAAAAAGAAUGCAGACCAAGGUAGCAGUAAGUCAGCUGCAGCACAACCUGGUGGUGCUGGUACUGCAGGAGUUGAGGGCACUAGCACCAAAACACAGAGUGAGAAAGAUGAAGUUCCAAGUACAACAGAACCCACAGAGGUGUUAAAAGCCAAAACUUUAAAGGGAUAUGCUGUUGUAGAAUUGCGAUCCAAAGCCAAAUUUGAGAGUGUCAGGAAGGCUAUAUAUAAAAACAAAGUAUUCCUUCAGGUUUUGAAUUUCGACCCUGAUGAUAUGGUUGACAUGCCAGAGGAUUUGCUGUCUAUAUCUCCAGUGAAUCAAAGUUUGUUUGCUGAUCCCCAGGGCAAUGAUGCUUUGGAUGAGUACUUUCAAAGCAAGUUGGUAACAGGACAGGACCUCACAGAUGGUGCUAUAGGGGCUCUGACAGAUAUCUACCACAGCUGUUAUAUAGCUGUACAAAAACUGAGCCCAGAAGAAACCAAGACUGAGUCAGGUUUUAUUUGUUUGACCAAGGACCAGAUUAUGAUGCAGACCCCUGGUAACCUCCUGCAUCCAUUUUUUACCAAUGUAAGGCCUCCAAAGAAGUCACUGUCAGAGCAGGUGACAUAUGCAUUGAGGCAUUAUGGGAUGUUCAAAAUGGUGGACAAAGAAGAGCCUAGCAUACCUCCAGAGAAAGGCAAAGGAAAAACAGGAAGAAGAAGCUCAAAGACCUCCAAAGAAAAGCUGGCAAUGGGAACCACUAGCAGUGGGAAAACAAGUCCAAGAGAGAAAAAGAAAGCCAAAGAAGCUUCAGAGAAACCCAGCAAGGAGGAAGGUACUCCAGAAAGCUCAUCAAAACAAACCAAGGAGGCACCCAAAGAUGAAGACAAGCUGUUGACAUUAAAUGGAUUUCUACAGUUUGUGCUGGAAAAAUCUAGACAAGAUGCCAGAUCAGUGUGCAAAUCACUCCUAUCUUGUGGUUAUGAUCUUCACUUUGAGAGGUGUUCUUGUAUCGACCUUGUCCAGGCCGAUCAGAUGUCCAAGGAGUGGACUCUGGACAUGGACUUUGCUUUAGUUCAACAUGUGAACAAUCUUUGUUGGCACUUAGCUGUGGCUCCUUCUAGGCUGCAUCCACAUGAAAUCUAUCUCUCUGAGGAAGAUCUCAGCAAUGCAUCCUAUUCAUGCUUGCAAGGGAUACCAUUAGAAAGCAUCAGACUCAGAUUUGCCUUGCUGCAAUCCUUAAACAACAGUCUGGAAACAUUUUUCCUGCCCUUGGUUGACCUUCGACCUCACAAAAGUUAUAGCUGCAGCACCGCAGCACUUCUCACAAAAGCCAGAGGACUAGUAUUUCAUGAUACCAAGAUGACUUUCCUAAACAGAGUACUCAAUGUAACAGCCAAGAGGAAGCCAGACCAAGCUGCUCCAGAGAUUAUUUUAGACCCUCUUGAAAAUGUCGGGGGAGAGAGAAGAGAUGUAUACCAGUACCAGCUAUGCCAAGCCUUCCGUCAGCUGUCUCAGGUACUGUCCACCCAGCUCUGUGUGAGGAUAGCUGCUGGGGGAGACCCUACAUAUGCUUUCAAUGUCAAGUUCACUGGGGAGGAAGUCCAUGGCACAAGUGGCUCAUUCCGCCACUUCUUGUGUCAGGUAGCCAGAGAGUUAGAGACUCCAGCCUUGCAAAUGUUGAUGCUCUGUCCCAGUACAGCUGGGAGCAGGAACAAAGGCAAAUACAUCAUGUCUCCUGGAGGCAUGUCAUAUCCUAUGGAGAAACUGCUGGAGUUUGUGGGACAGUUGUUUGGCAUCACUAUAAGAGCAGACAUCCCUCUGGGUUUGGACUUAUUGUCAGUGUUUUGGAAGAACUUGGUGGCCAUUCCUUUGGACCCUGCCACAGACUUGCAGGAGGCAGAUAUACUCACUUACAACUACAUCAAGAAGUUUGACACUGUUGAAAGCGAUUCUGAGCUUCAAGUUCUGUUUGCUGAGACCUAUCCCAGGUUGACAUAUACAUCUCUCAGUGGAGAUGAAGAAGAAUUGAUUCCCAAUGGAAGGAACACCUUUGUCACCUGGGAUAACAGACAUCAGUAUGUGGAUGCUAUCAGACAGUACAGGAUGAAAGAGCUGUCCUGUGAGUCCAAAGUGACAGCCUUCACAGCAGGGUUGGCAUCCAUUGUCCCAGUCCAGCUGCUGUCCAUCAUGACACCACAUGAUAUGGAAGUCAGAACUUGUGGGCUGCCUUUUGUGGACUUGGACUUUUUAAAGGCACACACAAUGUAUCAGGUUGGUUUAAUGGAGUCAGACCCACACAUAGAAUAUUUCUGGGCAGCCCUGGAAAGUUUCAGCCAAGAUGAACUGGGCAAGUUUGUAAGGUUUUCCUGCAAUCAGGAACGUAUUCCAAUGACCUGUCCCUGCAGGGAAGGCACCAAUGACUCUGUGCAUGUGCCACCAUACCCCAUGAAAAUAGCUCCACCAGAUGGACCAGGUACACCAGAUUCCAGACACAUCAGGGUAGAGACCUGUAUGUUCAUGAUAAAGCUGCCUCAGUAUUCCUCUUACCAGAUCACAAGACAGAGACUGCUCUAUGCCAUCAACUGUAGAGAAGACCCACUUAGUGGAUAAGAGACCUCGACCUGGAGAGUUUACUAGUACCAUAAAAUGUAUGAAAUACAUUGAAAUGCACAGGGUGACAUGCUUUAAUGUAAUCAAUUCUGUUAUCAGAUGUAUGUAAGAAAAGUGUUGUAGUAUUGUAAACACAAUGCUCAGUGUAUGGAAGUUAAUUCUCUUGUAAGGUUUAUUGUUACCGUUAUUAAAUUUUCAAAAUUAUCCUUGUGAUAAUAGAAAUUAGGCUAUGCUCUCAUUGUAAUAUGUGUGUUAUUUUCUAAGUUAAUCACACAAGACAAGUUGAUGUAGAAAUGAUGCCAGAAUCAUGCUUAUUUUUUCAUAUGAGACAAAUAUUUGUAAUUGAUUUAAAGAAGAAAUUGCUAGGGUGAUGGGAUGCUCUCUUAUUAACAUGUAUUUUCCUUUUUUCCUGCUGUUGUCUUUCUAUUAGCACAUCCCAGUUAGAAAUGUGGCAUCAAUCUACAAGUUAGUAUUGAGAUGUGAAUCUAAUGCGCUGUCAUAGGAUACUCCAAGAAUAUUAAAAUGCCAGAUUUUAAUUUAUCUUUAUGUACAAAAAGGAAAGGGAUAAAACUCCAAAAUAAUUUAAGUUCCCAGGUUAUUAAUCAGAGCUUUUGAGCAAUGUUGGACUCAAAUAUAACGCUUUAUUACAUUGUACGUCAUAAAGUACUAGUAGGUGUAUACAUGUAUGUACAUGUAUCUCUGCUCAAGUAGAAGAGUAGGAUUUCACUUAAGUUAUUUAAAUUGUAUGUAGUGUUAGCUAAUUGCACUUGGAAAUGUGGAGCUUCAAACAGCUACUGGUAGUUUUCAAUGAACAUUUGGUAAAUGAUCGUAAAGGACAAGGUUGACAUGGCGUUUUGCAGCUGUAUGGGCUAGUAUUUUACCAAGUUGUAUAUUUUCAGCAAGAUAAUUUUAGGUAUAUAGUUAUUUGAAAGAUAGCUAAUUGAGCAUACCAGAUGCGUAUCUAAGACUUUGACCCAUAAAGAGCUUAACAAUGGUGUAAUAUUUGAUUUUGUUCUGAUAUCUCUAGCACGUCACUUGUUAUAUAAUGUAGUUGACAGGUCAAUUAGCUGACCAUUUAUAACAGCUCUAAAAGGCCAGUUUGUAAGUUGUUACUAGAUCCAAGUAUCUAAUGUAUAGGUGAAAUCUUGAAAUAUUUGCAUGCGUGUAAAGGUGUGAUAGUAUUUAAGGUAAAGUUGCACUUUGUUGGUUACUUUGCAAAUGCAUUUUAGGUGAGUUAUUGUUCAUUGCGGUGUGAAUGAUAUGGUGAUAUGAGACAAUGCACAGUGUAUAUAUAACAGAUUAUUGAUGGUAUAUUUGUGUAUGCUACAAGGAUAGUUGACGGGUUGCCUGGAUACUUUAUUUGCCUCAUUGUAUUUGGUUGUGAAUUCCACCCUAGAUGCUACAUUCUAAAUGUAUCAGAUGUGGAUUUAAAACGAUGGAACCACAUGUAUUUGUAGGAGAAUGAAGCAUUACAGGAAUAAGUGGUGACUUUGUCUUUUUGGUGAAUGAUAGUUGCACUUUAUUUAAUCAACAGUUGUUAAAAAUAUAUUGCCCUAAUACAUAGAAUUGAAAAAGGAGGUUGGUGGUAGCUAAAGCUGAACAAUGCUGAUGAAUUUUAUUUCACAAAAUAAGUUCAUGUUAGUAACACCCACCAUGAGUGUCCGAAAUAACUGGUCUCAACUAUCAGUAUAUCAGCUGUUAUUUCCAGCUACUGGAUAUGGCAGAAGCAUACUGAUAGCCUUAGUAAGUUAACUUCUAGUGGUCUCUGAAACUACCUCAGAGGCCUCUGAAUCUGUUACCUGAAAAAGAUGGCAUGUUUCAGAUUGAGUGUUGAGAUCAAAAUGAUAUAUUGAAAUAUCUUGAAGAAAUAAA
Messenger RNA from Lingula anatina, 14998 nucleotides. RefSeq names its product putative E3 ubiquitin-protein ligase HECTD4. Gene Ontology annotation, biological process: glucose homeostasis. Lineage: Eukaryota; Metazoa; Brachiopoda; Lingulata; Lingulida; Lingulidae. The record is from RefSeq and is a predicted model, not a curated record. Gene Ontology annotation, molecular function: ubiquitin-protein transferase activity.